This is a messenger RNA of Rotaria sordida, 1438 nucleotides long. NCBI's taxonomy places the organism in Eukaryota, Metazoa, Rotifera, Eurotatoria, Philodinida, Philodinidae. The record is from the annotation of a GenBank genome assembly.
AUGAAGAAACUAAUCGAUUCCAAACAAUAUAAAGAAGCUCUAGAUCUUUUCGAUCAACAAACUGAGAUAUGUAAUAAUUUUACUAUUGAUAUGGCAAUAAAAGCAUGUACAAUAUUGAAUGAUUACAAACGUGGUAUUACUAUUCAACAAAAGCUUUCAUCAAAUUCAUUGAAUAAUCCUUAUAUUCAAACAUCAUUAAUUCGCUUUUAUAUGCAACGUCAUGAUAUCGAUAAUGCAACUCGUCUAUUCUCUACAAUUACAAACAAAUCCCAUUAUAUCUAUACAGCUAUGUUCAAAGGUCUAAUGUCUAAUAACAUGCCAGACAAGGUGCUUGAUUUAUUUAAUGAAAUGACAAUUGAACCUAACAAUUUUACUCUUACUAUUUUAUUUAAUGCAUGUGGUGAACUUGCCAAUGAUCGAGCGAUGAAGAUAGGAAAAAAACUUCUUGAUGAAAUGCAUGAUAAUUAUCGAAAUGAUAAUAUCUUAUUAACUUCAGCAAUACAUAUGUUGAUGAAAUUUGGUGAUGUUCAAAGUGCUGAACGUGUUUUUCAUUCAAUCAAAAAUAAAGAUAUUAUUACUUAUAAUGCUAUGAUCAAAGGAUAUAUUGGAAAUACAAUGUCAGAAAAAGCUUUAGAUUUAUUUGAACAAAUCCAUUUAAAGUUAGAUUGUGUAACUUAUACUAUUGUUUUUGAUGCAUGUGCUCAACUUGCAAAUGAUCGAGCACUGAAGAUUGGAAGAAAACUUCUUCAUGAAAUGCCUAAUAAUUAUAAAAAUGAUAAUUUCGUAUCAAAUUCAGCAAUACAUAUGUUAAUGAAAUUUGGUGAUGUUCAAGGUGCUGAAUGUGUUUUUCAUUCAAUCAAAAAGAAAGAUAUUAUUACUUAUGGUGCUAUGAUGAGAGGAUAUAUUGGAAAUGAAAUGUCAGAAAGAGCCUUGGAUUUAUUUGAACAAAUCCAUUUAAAGUUAGAUAGUGUAAUUCACACUAUAGUUUUUAAUGCAUGUAGCCAACUUGCAAAUGAUCGAGCGAAGAAGAUUGGAAAAAAACUUCUUCAUGAAAUGCAUGAUAAUUGUCGAAAUGAUAAUGUUGUAUUAACUUCAGCAAUACAUAUGUUAAUGAAAUUUGGUGAUAUUCAAAGUGCUGAACGUGUUUUUCAUUCAAUUAAAGAGAAAAAUAUUAUUACUUAUGGUGCUAUGAUGAAAGGAUAUAUUGAAAAUGAAAUGUCAGAAAAAACCUUAGAUUUAUUUGAACAAAUUCAUUUAAAGUUAGACACUGUAACCUAUACUAUAGUUUUUAACGCAUGUAGUCAACUUGCCAAUGAUCGAGCAAAGAAGAUUGGAAAAAAACUUUUUGAUGAAAUGCCUGAUAAUUAUCGAAAUGAUAAUGUUGUAUUAACUUCAGCAACUCAUAUGUUAAUGAAAUUUGGUGAAGCUGAAAGUGCUG